This is a messenger RNA of Eimeria tenella, 3702 nucleotides long. RefSeq lists its product as uncharacterized. NCBI's taxonomy places the organism in Eukaryota, Apicomplexa, Conoidasida, Eucoccidiorida, Eimeriidae. Bases 1 to 3702 code for a protein of 1233 amino acids. The record is from RefSeq and is a predicted model, not a curated record. The transcript has a single exon.
AUGUGCGAAGCAGCAACAGCAGCAGCAGCAGCAGCAGCAGCACUGUCUCCAGCAAGUCGCGCGGCGCUGCUGCUGCUUAGGCUGCGUGAUGAAGGCAGCAGCAUGCGCAGCAGCGGCACGCAGCAGCAGCAGCAGCAGCAGCAGCAGGUCUAUGUGGCUCUGCAGCAGACGGCUGCAGAGCUGUUGCUACUGCAGCACAGCAGCAACUACGAGUCCUUAUUGCAUUUGCUGCUGAUGUUGCUGCUGCUGCGCCGAGAAAAGCGACUGCCAUCCCCAAGCAGCUGCAGCAGCAGCAGCAGCAGCCUCUUCGGUGGCGUCUCCUCGUGCUGUUGCAUCGAGCCUGCAGAGAUAGUGCAGCAGCAGCAGCAACAGCAGCAGCAACAGCAAGACCUGCUGCAUUGGAAGAGCAUGCUGCGGAACAGCAGCUGCAGCUGCGUCGAAUGGUGUCAGGCGCUUCUGCUGCUGCAGCAGCAGCAGCAGCAGCAGCAGAAGCACCAGGAGCAGCAGCUACUGCUGCAGACUUGCAUAGUGGUGCCUCCCCCAGUUGCGCUGCAUGCAGCUGCAGCAGCAGCAGCAGCCGAGGUGGACAAUUUGCUGCUGCCGAUGGCUUUGCUGCAAUUUGGCCCCUCUGGGGAGCAGCAACAGCAGCAGCAGGAGCACCGGCAGCAGCAACUGAUUCUGCAGCUGCCACAACCAAAUGGCACAUGCAUGCUGUCUCGCCGGCUCAUGCCCGUAGCAGCAGCAACAGCAACAGCAGCAGCAGCAGCAGCAGCAGCAGAACGGGGAAGUGAAGGCAGCAGCACCAGUUUCGCGGUGUGGAGAGAAGUUGCAAAUGCUUGCAGCAGCAGCAGCAGCAGCAGCAACGGGGCGUUGGAAUUUGUUACGGUUUGCAUUGAUUCUCUUGUGCCUGCGGUGGGGCAGCAGCUGCUGCAGCAGCAGCAGCAGCAGCAACUGCUACCGCAGCAGCAGCAGCAGCAGUUGGUGCUGCAGCACAUGCUGUUGGGUCGCAGCUUGCACGACGAAGCCGUGCAGCUGCUGCCUCGCGGGUGGCAGCGGCACGCUGCUGCUUCUGCUGCUGCUCCUGCUGCUGCUGCUGCUGCUGUUGCAAAACACACAGGGUGCAUGUACAUCUUGCUGCUGCUGCUGUGGCGGGAAAUCCACUCUGAUGCUGCUCUGCCCUUAGAAGCAUGUCCCGCUGCGUGUCAGCAGCAGCAGCAGCAGCAGCAAGGGCUCUGUCAGGUGUGCGGUUCUACCUGCUGCAGCAGCAGCAGCAACAGCAGCAGCUGCUGCCGGAGGCAACAGGUGUACGACUACCGUACAUUUUUAAUGUCUCGUUUGCUGCUUCUGCUGCAGCAGCAGCAGCAGGACCCCUCGCUGCUGCCUGUGCACCAUCUAUUUUGGCUAAUGCAGAAGCAGCAACUCAGCAGCAGCAGCAGCAGCAGCAGCAGCAGCAAAGCUUUUGGACUCUGCGCCUUUGCGCGCCGGCUCUGCCGUUUUGCUGCCUUUCGAAUUCUCUGCUGCUUCCUGCAGCAGCAGGACAGACAGCAGUUUUUAACAACAUUGCAGCAGCAGCAGCAGCAAGGUUCGCGUCAGCAGUGUAGAGGAACAGCAGCGGCAGCUACUGCUGUUGCUGCUGCCACAGAACCUGCAGCCUCAGAGUCUCUUGAGUAUAGCAUAUAUCUCCACGAGGAGCAGCAGCAGCAGCAGCUAGACCAGCUGCAGCAGCAGCAGCAGCAAGAGCAGCGGCAGCGGCGGCGCCGCUGGCGUUCCCAGUUGCGUCGACAUGAAAAUUUUUUUGGUUGGCUGCAGGCCAGUAAGCAGCAGCAGCAGCAGCAACAGCAGCAGCAACAACAGCAGCAGCAGCAACAGCAGCAGGUAGAUGCUUAUUUGGACCUUCCUGCCAUGUACCGCUGCAGCGCCAGCAGCUGCUGCUCAUGCACAAGAGCAGCACGAGCUGCUGCUGCUGCUGCAGCACAGCAGCAGCAGCAGAAUACAAGCAGCAACAGCACCGGCGCAGCAGCUGUUGCUUCUGAGUGCAGCAGCAGCUUCCAGCAACAGCAACAACAAGAGCAGCAACAGCAACAGCAGCAACAGCAGCAGCAGCUUCAAAGAUGCGCAGCUGUUCGCGGGAUUGAAGUGUCUCUGCAGCUGCUGUUCCUCCUGCGCAGCUGCUGCAGCAGCUGCAGCUGCAAGACCAGCAGCAGCAAGAGCAGAAGCUGCAGCAGCAGCAGCAGCAGCUGCAGCUGCAGCAAAGCCCUAAAGUGGAUUGACAGUUUCGAAGACGCGUGCAUCGAUCUGCUGCUCCCAGGCGGUAGCAGCAGCAGCAGGACAGCAGCAGCAGCAGCCGCUGCUGCUGCUGCUGCUGCCGCAACGGGCUUCUCAGCAACAGCAGCAGACUCACCGCCAGCAGCAACAGACACAGAAAACGAAGAAGACAGCAGCAGCAGCAACAGCAGCAACAGGCCCGGCCGCAGCUGCAGCAUCGGCAGCAGCAGGCGCAGCAGCAGCAACAGCAGCAGAGGCAGCAGCAUUGGGAGUGCUGAAGACAGCAGCAGCAGCAGUGUUGCUGCUGCAGUGGCUGUGCCGCAGCUGCGGAAGCAGCUUGAGCUCCAUGCGAUGUACAGGCUGCUGCUGCUGCUGCUGCUGCAGCAUCGCAUGCAGCGAACAGCAGCAGCAGAACUUCCUGCUUUCUUUGGCUUUGUUGCUUCUCGCUGCUCGUUGCUGCCCGCUGCCGCUGCGCCUUUGCUGCUGCAGGUCCUUGGCUGCCUCGCCAAGGCAGCAGCAGCAGUUGCUGCUGCAGCGGCAGUUGCUGCUGCUACGGCUGCAACUGGACGAAGCAGCAGCAACAGCAGCAGCAGCAGCAGCGUCUGCUGCAGCUUGCUGAGUGGCCUCCGCUUCGCUUUUAUUGCCCUUGAAGAGCUACCAAUGGAACUGCAGCAGCAGCAGCUGCUGCUGCAGCAGCAGCAGCAAGGCUCUAGCUUCGGCGAAAGGCUGCUGCAGGAGCUGCUGUUGCUGCUGCAGCUGCUGCAGCAAGUCGCCACUCUUAUGUACGGCUACUGCUACGACACGCUGCAACAGGUGUCUCAGCAACAGCAGCAGCAGCAAGGUUGGAAGCCCAGUGCUGCUCUCUCUCGGCAGCUUGCUGCUGCCAGCAGCAAAUGGAGAGGCGCAGAAGCAACUGCAACAGCAACCCGAGGAGUGAUCCUACUUGCUGCAGCCACAGCGCAGCGCCUCCUAGACGCAUGCAGCAGCAGCAGCAGCAACAGCAGCAGCAGCAACGGCAGCAGCAAGGUCGGGCUUGCUGCUGCAGUGGAGCAGCAAGUUGCUGCAUUGGAAGAAUGUUCUGAGCGCCUGCUGCUGCUGCUGCAGGCAGCAGCAGCGCAGGGCGACAGCCUCCAGCGGGAGCUGCAGCUGGAGCAGCAGCAGCAGCAGCAGCAGCAACAGCAGGACAGCAGCGGCGAGGAAGAUACCGCCUUCCUAGACCAGCUCAUUGACUAUGAAACAGAAGACCCUCUGGCCCUUUACCUGCAAGGCUCCAUUCAGCAGCAGCAGCAGCAGCUGCUGCCGCUGCAAGACAGCAGCAGCAGCAGCAGCAGCAGCAGUAGCAGCAGCGGCAGCAGGCACGCGGCUCUUCUAAAGAACCGGCAGCUGCCAACUGCCUGGGCUUCUUUUGUGCGCGGCCUUUGCGCCAGCGGCUUCUAG